AUGACUUCACAGUCUCCAGAUGCCCCGCCCCGCGCCUCAUCCCCAUCCGCCAGCUUCUACGCCAUGAGCGACGACGAGGAGGGCGAGUACGAGACCAUCACCCAUGUGCAGAGCGGCAGAGGGGUGAAGCUCUUGUUUUCAAAGAGCAAGGUCUACGUCCAUCCAACACCCUCGACCAAAGAUAAUAUUCCAGGAUACAUCGCUCUUCUCCAGCAGAAGGGAUCCCGGCGCGAGUCCAAUCCCACCAACGAGGCAGAAGGCAGUUCAAUUGGCGCCGCCGACCUAUUACUGGGAUGGAUCCCCGAGUCUGCCCUGGGCGACUCCGAAAGCAUCUAUGUCAAGGUCGACCUGUGCGAUGGCGACAGUCCCCCGAAACAGAAAUAUCUUGUUCCCCCGCCUCCGACCGUGACGGCAAUCAGUAGCUCUGUCGGCGGCUAUUCCUUCGCCAUCCCCGUCAGUGCAAUCUACUCUCUGCAAGUCCGGCCGCCGAGCCUUGGGUGGUGGUAUGGAUCCGUCAUCAUCAAUUCCAAGGGGGGCGACAGCUUCCCCGCCCUCUUCUUCCACGAUAACGAAUGCCAGAGCACAAUCCUGCAGAAGAAGAAGCUGGCCCGCGAUACCUUUGAUCCUUUCGGCGAGACUGGGCAGAUGUUCUGGGGAGGCGAUGAGAUUAUCCGAUGGCUGCGACGAUACGUCAAGGUUGAGAGGUCCGGCGCGGAGCCUAAUAUUUAUCUCAUUGACCCAAGCAAGGAGGACAUGGAAGCUUUCGGCCAAAAACUGACUACAAGCUCUAUAAAGAAGAAGGAUGAACCUGCCCGGGGAGGUUCUUCCAACGACGCCCAAAUGGACCCUUUUGUUAAGUUCGUCAAGGAGACGGGGUGGAACCUAAUGAACCAGUUCAGCAAAGUCACGACGUUCACGAGGAGAGCGGCGCAAGACUUUGUGGACAAUCCUAAUCUACCUCCCCAAGUUAGGAGACUGCUGAAGACACCCGAGGUCCAGACGCUGCAGGACGAAUUCGACAGUGCCCGCAUUUACUUGGCGAGAUGGGCCAUGGGUAUCGCUGAGCAGAGCGAACGGGACCGCAAGCAGCGAACAUGGACGGCGCACGAUGUCAUGGAGCUUGAGGAUACCGACGUGGGAGAGUUUGAACUUUUAGAGGGCAGCUCCCUUUCUUUAGAGGAUAGACGAAAGACGCUGACCCAGAAGGAGUGGGAUGGCUUUUUCGACCCGGAAACUGGUCGACUGUCUGUUACAACCGACGAGGUCAAGGAGCGCAUCUUCCAUGGUGGGCUCGACCCUAAUGACGGAGUUCGCAAGGAGGCUUGGCUCUUCCUGCUGGGGGUUUACGAUUGGUAUGGCACAACAGAUGAACGGAAAGCUCAGAUCGCCUCUCUGAGGGACUCGUAUUACAAGCUUAAGCUUUCCUGGUGGGACCGUCUCGAGGGAGAUGGCGGAGACGGAGAAACUGGCGAGUGGUGGCGUGAGCAGCGAGCUCGCAUCGAAAAGGAUGUCCACAGAACUGACCGAAACGUCCCCAUCUUCCACGGGGAGGACACUCCCCACCCAGAUCCAAGCUCCCCAUUUGCCGAAGUAGGCACAAAUGUUCACUUAGAGCAGCUCAAGGAGAUGCUUCUGACUUACAACGAGUAUAACAAGGAUCUCGGCUACGUGCAGGGGAUGUCAGACCUCCUCGCUCCCAUCUACGCCGUCGUCCAGGACGACGCCAUCGCAUUCUGGGCGUUCCAGAAGUUUAUGGACCGGAUGGAGCGCAACUUCCUGCGCGACCAGUCCGGCAUGCGCAGCCAGCUCCUGACCCUCGACCAGCUCGUCCACUUCAUGGACCCCAAGCUCUGGGAGCACCUCGAGAAGGCCGACAGCACCAACUUCUUCUUCUUCUUCCGCAUGGUCCUCGUCUGGUAUAAGCGCGAGUUUGAGUGGAUGGACGUCCUUCGGCUGUGGGAGACGCUCUGGACCGACUACUACAGCGCCAAUUUCCACCUUUUCAUCGCUCUGGCCAUCCUAGAGAAACACCGGGAUGUGAUCAUGACGCACCUGCAAGCAUUCGACGAGGUGCUAAAAUACGUGAACGAGCUUUCCAACACCAUCGACCUCGAGUCAACUUUGAUCAGGGCCGAAACCCUCUUCCGGAAAUAUCAAAGACUGGUUGAAGCAGUCGACAAGAAGGAGAACUUCCCCGCUCCCAGGAAACCAGAGGCGGAAGCCAGCAAUGCCAAUGGCGGCUCGAACUCCGGAAACAGGGACAGCAAAACCGCAACCCCAAACAAGGGCAAAGGCAAAGAAGAUGUCGCCAGGGUCAUCACGCCCGAGUUGCGGAAGUUGCUGAGCAAACAGGUUGACGUCCUGCCCCGGACGACUGUGGCUGAGAAUGGCGACGGUAUGCCUACUAGGUAA
Clonostachys rhizophaga is the source of this 2412-nucleotide messenger RNA. The record is from the annotation of a GenBank genome assembly. NCBI's taxonomy places the organism in Eukaryota, Fungi, Ascomycota, Sordariomycetes, Hypocreales, Bionectriaceae.